Messenger RNA from Populus nigra (black poplar), 537 nucleotides. RefSeq names its product D-3-phosphoglycerate dehydrogenase 1, chloroplastic-like. The transcript is spliced from 3 exons. The coding region runs from base 1 to 537 and encodes 178 amino acids. The record is from RefSeq and is a predicted model, not a curated record. Lineage: Eukaryota; Viridiplantae; Streptophyta; Magnoliopsida; Malpighiales; Salicaceae.
AUGAGAAUUGGCCCGAUUAUUCUGUUGGAUGGUUCACCUGAGAAUCCACUUGAGUUCAUCCACGUCCAAAUUACCAAUGUGGAAUCUAAAUUUGCCACUGCAAUUUUUUACUCUGGUAAGAUUAAAGUGGAGGGAAAAGUGAAAGACAGGAAGCCCUACUUCACCAAGAUAGAUUCAUUUGGUGUUGAUGUGAGCAUGGAAGACAGCCUCAUACUUUGCAGUGAGGUUGAUCAACCAGGUAUGAUUGGUAGUAUGGGGAAUAUCCUUAACGAGGAGAAUGUAAAUGUGAGUUUCAUGAGCGUUGGCAAGAUCGCUCCACGAAAACAAGCAGUAAUGACCAUUGGUGUGGAUGAAAAACCCAGCAAGGAAGCGCUAAAGAGGAUCAGGGAGAUACCAGCAGUUGAAGAAUUUCUGUUUCUUAAGUUGAAGGCGCACAAUUCCAAUAGUGGAGAUGAGGAAAUGCAACAGAAGAAGAAGGAGGAGGAGAAGGAGAAGGGGAAGAGUAGGCUACCCUGUGCGGUGACGAUGUCUGGCUAG